AUUCACUGCAGAGCAUCCAUUGAUGAGCAAGUGAUGCAAUGCUACAUAUCUCCAAAUCUGAUGAAGAAACAAACUCAUCUACAUCUUGGAUGGCCUGAGGCUUGUGAAAAUGGAGCCUUUGCCUGCAGCAAACACACAGUUCUCUCUAAACCUGUUCAAGAAGAUCAGUGAAGGAAACAAAUCAGGAAAUGUGUUCUACUCUCCGAUCAGCAUCUCCUCGGCUCUGGCCAUGGUGUCUCUCGGAGCAAAAGGAAACACAGCGGCGCAGAUGUUUAAGGUUUUGGGUUUUAACAAUCCUGCCAAGCCUGAUGCUGCGACUCCAGCUUCUCAACAACAAGCCCAGAAGCCCCAGAUGCCCUGUGGCGUCAAGGGUCAACAUGGACCAUCAAUGACGCAACAAACCCAGAAGUUUGAGAUACCUCCCCAACUCAAGAAGUCUCCUGCUCAGCCGGCACCUGGACAAAAGACUGAGGACCAAAUUCAUUCCAGCUUCAACAAGCUCAUGAGUGAACUGAAGAAACCUGGAGCCCCGUAUGUGUUGAGUCUCGCCAACCGGCUCUACGGAGAGCAAUCCUACCAGUUUGUUGAGAAAUUCCUUAAUGAUGCAAAAAGAUACUAUGAAGCUGGACUGGAGGAAGUGGACUUCAAGAAGAAUUCAGUGGCUGCACGUGUCAACAUCAACAAAUGGGUGGAGAAAAACACUCAAGAGAAGAUCAAGGACUUGCUUCCACAGGGAUCCAUCGAUGCGAUGACGAGACUGGUUCUGGUGAACGCCAUCUACUUCAAGGGGAACUGGGAGAAGAAAUUCCCAAAGGAUGCCACCAGAGAUGGACAGUUUAAGCUGAACAAGAAUCAAACUAAACCAUUAAAGAUGAUGCAACAGAAGGCACAGUUUCCUCUGGCCUUAAUCCCAGAGAUAGACAGUCAGGUUCUGGAGCUGCCGUAUGUCGGGAAGAAUCUCAGUAUGUUGAUCAUCCUUCCUAACGAGAUUCAAGAUGAAACCACUGGCCUUCAGAAGCUUGAAAAGGCACUGACCUACGAGAAGCUCAUGGAGUGGACCAAACCCAGCAUGAUGCAGAAACAAGAAGUUCGAGUAUCUCUGCCCAGAUUUAAGAUGGAGGAAACCUAUGACAUGAAGGAUCUUCUGAUCAGCAUGGGAAUGGAGGAUGUGUUUGAUGGGCAGGUGAAUCUUUCAGGCAUGUCGCCCAACAACGACCUGGUGCUGACGAAGGUGAUUCAUAAAGCCUUUGUUGAAGUAAACGAGGAAGGAACCGAAGCGGCUGGAGCCACCGGUGCCAUCGUCGCCAUUCGUUCAUUUGCACAGAUGUUUAUUGCAGACCAUCCGUUCCUUUUCUUCAUCCGUCAUAAUCCCUCCAACAGCAUUCUGUUUUAUGGACGCUUCUGUUCUCCUUGA
Molecule: messenger RNA, 1414 nt
Organism: Onychostoma macrolepis
Lineage: Eukaryota; Metazoa; Chordata; Actinopteri; Cypriniformes; Cyprinidae
Product: leukocyte elastase inhibitor-like
Exons: 8
Coding region: 110-1414 (434 amino acids)
Biological process (GO): negative regulation of endopeptidase activity
Molecular function (GO): serine-type endopeptidase inhibitor activity
Source: RefSeq, a predicted model, not a curated record